AUGCCAGCCGUCGCUGAUAUCUCGGACCUAACACCUUGCAAGGAGUCGAAACAGUUCGCCAAGAGGGAGAAGCAACAGAUUAAGAAGCUCGGAUCAUCUCUCAAGCUCUACGCUCCUGAGAGUGCUCCUGCUCUUGCUCUUAACGCUCAGAUCGAGAAGACCAAACGCAGGUUGGACAACUACGGCAAGUACGGACUUCUCUGUGGGGCAGACGGGCUACCACACCUGAUAGUGAACGGAGAUCAGAGGCAUUUGGGAGAGUUUAUAACUCCCGGACUUUUGUUCCUCUACAUUGCGGGAUGGAUAGGGUGGUUGGGGAGAAGCUACUUGAUAGCGAUUAGUGAUGAGAAGAAACCAGCUAUGAAAGAGAUCAUUAUUAAUGUACCAUUGGCUAGUCGUCUCAUCUUCCCUGGUUUUAUUUGGCCUGUUGCUGCUUACAGAGCGUUGCUCAAUGGCGAUCUCAUUGCCAAGGAUGUCUAA
Molecule: messenger RNA, 480 nt
Organism: Eruca vesicaria subsp. sativa (arugula)
Lineage: Eukaryota; Viridiplantae; Streptophyta; Magnoliopsida; Brassicales; Brassicaceae
Source: the annotation of a GenBank genome assembly